Oncorhynchus keta (chum salmon) is the source of this 4964-nucleotide messenger RNA. Its product is annotated as FGFR1 oncogene partner 2 homolog. The transcript is spliced from 2 exons. Lineage: Eukaryota; Metazoa; Chordata; Actinopteri; Salmoniformes; Salmonidae. The record is from RefSeq and is a predicted model, not a curated record. Bases 3257 to 4894 code for a protein of 545 amino acids. Gene Ontology annotation, biological process: response to wounding.
GUCAAGAGGUCCCAAACGAUCAUCUGGAACCCCACCAUUCCGGCACGCCGGGCGAGCUAAAUCAGCACACCUGGAGGUUCACGCAUGAAUAAGAACGCAAGUGAUUGGCUGCCUUGUGUUCAUGAGUAAUCGCCGAAAAUGAUUGUUGGCGAAUGCGGAAGCAAAAUAAGAGCAUGUAGAUUGCCUCAGAAUGUAAACAAAUUGGUACAAGGCAGGUACCACCGUUUUUUGCAAUUAAACUUACCACCACCACAUAAUUGACGGCACGUUUCACGUAUUCGUAAAAACGUUAAUGUUUGUUUGACAGUCGGUGAUUCGUAUUUCCAUUUUGUCGGCACAAACAACUUAAAGAGAAGAAACGUUAGUUACCUACAGUAAAAUGAGGAGCAACUCAUCCACCUCAAUGGCUCAGACUCUCAGCUUCGGGUCUGUCCGUCAAAGCCCCCGGCUGAGUUAAAAUGUUGCGCUGACACAUGGACUGUUGGACUCAGCUGUCCAGCUGCUAAUGGUUCGGGGGGAUUUCCAAGCUGCUUUCGACACAUGUGAGAGAGGUCUGGAGAGCAUUUUAAACGCGGAGCAAAAGGACAGCAGUGACCUGCUCAAAGGGUUCCAGGACUCUGCACACCUCCUCCACCACCUCCCAUACUUCUUGGGUCAGAGCAUCAAUAGGUGCAUUGACAAUGACCAGGGUAGAGAUGAUGGCAUCCUUUGACUUAAGAAACUGCUUCAUCAUAUAAAAUGUUGAAUUCCCCCUUGUAGUGCAGUCUUGUUUAGGCCUCAGUUCAGGCAUCCCCAUCUGGCAUUGUGUAGACUUCAGCACCUACUGCGCUCCUGUGGAAGUAUUCCACAGCCGUUUUCACUUUUUCACUUUGUCCACAGUGGGCUUCGUCACCUUCAGAGCAUCUCUUACAAUGUGUGGGCAUGACGUGGAUGAUGGGACCAUUUGCUAAUUUUCAUGGCUUUGGUUAUGUUAGCUGCAUUGUCGGUAACACAACAGACCACUUUCCAUCUACUUGCCAUUCUCUGGCUCUCAACAGUUCCUCUUCCAAGUUCUCUGAGGUGUGUCUGUCUCAAAGCAGUCCAGAAGACAGCUAGAAUCGAAAAAUCUUCAAUGAAGUGACAUGUAACCGACCUGUAAGAAGUGGUUAUCCCUGAUGUCCAGCAGUCAGUGGUAAGGCAAACUGCAGUAGCUUUUUGGACUCUUUCCCGCACUGAAGCCUGUGUGCUCUCAUACGGUUGUGGAAUAAGUGAUUUUGAAAGGGUUUUCCUGCUUGGAAUUGUGUACAUUGGAUUUAGACUAUUGCUAUAAUUUCUAAAACCUAUGUCCUCCACGAUCGAAAAUGGCUGGAAAUUGGUGGCAAUUAUUUUAGCCAAUACAAUAUCAAUUUGGCCUUGUUUUGCUACAGACAUAGACUUUGGCAUAAACUGGUCCAUAGAAGACUGCGUUGCUGUGGGUUGCGGAGUAGGCCUACUUGACUGAGUGGAUACAUCUCCACGUGUGGAGGUGCUAGCUCCACCACUAUCACUAGCAGGCCCGCUAGUUUCUCGAAGCUCCCCUACAGCUAGCUUCACAUUUGGGUGCACAGUUCGCAUAUGCCGGAGUAGGUUGUGCGUAGAACUGCCUUUAUAUGAGAUUUUGUUUUGGCAAAUUCUACACUGUGCUCUAACAUUGUCUACAUUAUUAAAAUGCAUCUAAAUGCUACCCUGCCUCCGAAUCAUUUUCCAGCUUCCUCUCUCUCCUCGGUUGCUAAGUGUGUGACUGAGUGAGUUGGCUCGGCCCUCCCUCAUGCAUCUUUGGUUCACUGGUUGACACUGCGUGUCUGAUUGACAGGAACAACAGGUGAGGCCAUUAGUCUGAGCAGACAGUCAGAAUGAAUAUGUGCGCUUGAGCAUUUAUGCCUAUAUUAUUUUUUUAUUAAAAACAAUUGUUCGUUCUUUGAAUUAGUUAAUUCUAUUAAUUUAAAUCUUGAUUAUUCAUAUCAUAUUUAAUUAAAAUAUAUUUGGCUCAUCUGAUAUGCGAGCCGGCUCCCAACGUUCACUUACAAGAGCCGGCUCUUGUAGCUUAUAUGUCUCUUAUCACCCCCCAUACAUAACAACAGAACGCAGCACAAGACUGAAGAGAGAACCAAUUUGCUAGUUACAGCAUCAGCUUGCGCUCUGGAAUGUGUGGAGAGUGGAAUGGUAAUUUACCAGCUACACCAGCGUGUCCCUUGAAUGAUAACGAAGAGGUAGGUGAGAAGCCUGACCACGGAGACAGGGGUGAGGAAGGUGAUGAAGCAUACUUCAUGAGCUUUAACUGAAAAACAACUUGCAUUUGGAAGGUUUGAGGUGAGGGAGAAAGUGUGGUGGAACAAGUAUGGUUAGCAGUGUUAAAACCUCUUUGGGCUCGGAUCCCGCUAGCGGGAUGAAAAAUCAACAGCAUCCGGUGAAGCUGGAGCGCGCCAAAUUCAAAUGACAAAAUUGUAAUAUUAAACAUUCAUGAACAUACAAGUGUCUGUGAGGAUUGAAAAUAUGCUUGGCCUAUCAUGAGGGUGUCUGUGUAUGUUAAAAGCAACAUUUUGCAACAUAUGGUGUGACUUGCGGAAAUUCAGGAUACUGCCCCUAACCCUAUGAAGUGUCUUACUCGUUGGAUCGAAGUCUCCGCUAGCUAGCCAGAGAAAUAUUGAACAACAUUAGCCAACUUAACUGAUCAAAUAAUUUAGUUUAUGGUGUGAAAAUGAGCUAGUUAUGAAAGUCAAACAGCUAACGUUAUCGAGCUAACAUUACAACAUCAUGAGCAAAUGUUCGUAGCCUAACCAAUACGCUAUAGCACAUAUGUCAGAGUCAAGGCCCGCGGGCCACAUCCGGCCCGCGAGAAGGUUUUUUACGGCCCCUGGGAUGAUCUUGAUUUAUUAUUAGAACCGGCCCGCAGACCGCAGCAAGCCGGCAGCCCGCAGAUCUUUUACACGCACCAAUACUACAUUUCCCACAAUGCAACGGUGACGCACCGAGCAGUAGGCUGCUUCAUUUCAAUAUUUAUUGGCACAGCAGUUGUCAGCAUCACAGUAAAAUUAACUUUCAGAUACCCAUCAAAAAUGGCAAAACGGAAGGUGGACACUGAGAACCGGGGUUUCAAACAAGGUGGGAGUCGGAGUAUUUGUUCACGGAGGUAGCUGGAAAACCUGUGUGUCUUCUGUGUGGAGAAAGUGUGGCGGUACUGAAAGAGUAUAAUCUGAGACGACAUUAUGAAACGAAACACGCGGACAAAAACAAGAAUAUGGACAUGGAACAAAGGCUACAAAAGGCAGAGGAAUUAAAACGAGGCCUCAAAUCUCGACAGGCUCUGUUCAAAAAAGCCAAAUCACAAGGCCAGGCUGCUGUCAAGGCCAGUUUUAUUUUGGCAGAAGAGAUCGCUAAAUCAGCCCGGCCAUUUACGGAGGGGGAUUUCAUCAAAAACUGCAUGAUUAAAGUUUGUGACGAAGUUUGCCCAGAAAAAAGGCAACUCUUUUUAAAUGUGAGUCUGAGCAGAAACACCAUUGCCGAGAGAGUAGACCAGUUGUCCAUCAAUCUAAAAGAGCAGCUUGUGAAAAAGGGAAAAGAUUUCAUUGCAUAUUCCUUGGCUGUGGAUGAGAGCACCGACAUUUCUGACAUUGCCCAGUUGUCAAUUUUCAUCCGCGGAGUGGACUCCAGCCUAAGCGUGACAGAGGAGUUUUUGGCUUUACGUCCUAUGCAUGGCACAACUACGGGGCAUGAUUUGUAUGAAGAGGUGUCAAGAUGUGUAAAUGAGAUGGAGCUGCCUUGGGAAAAACUCGUGGGUUUGACAACCGACGGAGCACCUGCGAUGUGUGGACACAGGAGCGGACUGGUGGCGAAGAUACGGGAAAAGAUGCAAGAGGAAAACGCGACAGGUGAGCUGACAGCUUAUCAUUGUAUCAUACACCAGGAAGCGUUGUGCGGUAAAGCCUUGAAAAUGGAGCAUGUAAUGAGCAUCAUCACGCGCACAGUUAACUUUAUCAGAGCCAAAGGUUUGAAUCACCGCCAGUUCAAGGCAUUUCUGACGGAGUUAGAAACGGAGCAUGGUGAUUUGCCUUAUCACACAGAGGUGCGAUGGCUAAGCCAGGGAAAGGUGCUUCAAAGAUGUUUCGAGCUUCGUGAGGAGAUUUGUCUGUUCUUGGACAGCAAAGGGAAAGACACAACACAACUCCGAGACGAAAUGUUUCUGUGUGAAAUGGCUUUUCUGUGUGACAUUACGAGUCAUCUGAAUGCAAUGAACUUGCAGCUGCAGGGUCGGGAUCGUGUCAUCUCUGAUAUGUACAGUACAGUGAAGGCAUUUAAAACCAAACUGACUCUGUGGGAGACGCAGAUGCGGAAAGAAAAUUUGAGCCACUUUCCCAGCUGCCAGACCAUGAAAGAGAAGCUCUCUACCAGUGCGUUCCCGAGCGCACAGUUGGCUGAUAAAAUAGGUAUGCUUGCCGCUGACUUUCGACGCCGAUUUGCUGACUUUGAAGCACAAAAAAGCAGGUUGGAACUGCUCGGUAACCCAUUUGCUGUUGACGUGGAAAGCUCACCACCAAACCUCCAAAUGGAGUUGAUUGACCUCCAAUGCAAUGAUGCACUGAGGGCAAAAUAUGCGGCAGUGGGUGCUGCGGAGUUCGCCCGUUUCCUCCCCGACACAAUGCCCCAGCUGCGCAUCCAGGCUGCUCAAACGUUGUCUAUGUUUGGCAGCACAUACCUGUGUGAACAACUGUUUUCUUUGAUGAACUUGAACAAAACAUCACACAGAAGUCGACUUACUGCUGAACACCUCCACUCAAUUCUGAGGAUUUCCUCAGCUCAGAGCCUUACCCCGAACAUUGAUGAACUUGUGGAAAAGAUGGGACACCACCAAGUAUCACCCUCAACCUCAAACAAGUGAACAUUACUGUGCAAUCACAUAUUUAGAGUUUUUACUCAGUUCAAGUUUAAAAGUUAAAGUUUAAUAUUUG